UUUCGCGGAUUCUCCAGCGUUUUUUGUCGUAAAAAUUGUUUAUUUAGUGUUAGAACUAUUUCUCGUGGCGUGGUUGUUGAAGUUUAAGUGAUGCUUUCAGUGUGUGGUGUUACCCAGUGGGUUUGGCUGUAGUUUCGGAGUUGGCUACAUUUUUCAGGAUGUCGCGUACUCCACUUGUGUUUUCGGCCACUCAACUUUUAUGAUAGUGUUGUUUGUGUUGUUACAAAAGUGGUUAAUCGAUUACUCGAAGAAUAAUGAGUCAAAUGACAGAUGACAGCAUGAGCGACGAUGUGUUCGAAGAAGACACGCUUCGAGCGGCGCCUGCGCAGCGCAACACGCGCUCGCCCACUGGCUACCCCGACUACCGCCCGCCCGCCGAGACGCCUGCCAAGACCUACGCCGACGACGACGUGCCCAUCCACAAGACGAUCCUGCUGGGUGACAGCGGCGUGGGAAAGACAUCUCUACUAGUCCAGUUCGAGACGGGAAAGUUCCAACAGGGAAAUUUUUCAGCGACUGUCGGCAUCGGAUUUACG
This is a messenger RNA of Ostrinia furnacalis (Asian corn borer), 536 nucleotides long. RefSeq names its product ras-related protein Rab-26-like. The record is from RefSeq and is a predicted model, not a curated record. Gene Ontology annotation, molecular function: GTP binding; GTPase activity. Lineage: Eukaryota; Metazoa; Arthropoda; Insecta; Lepidoptera; Crambidae. The transcript is spliced from 3 exons. The annotation marks the transcript as partial.